AUGGCGAAGGCGAAGGUGAAGACGGGCCCGCUGGCCCGCCGGCCCGAUAACUCGGCCUUCAAGCAGCAGCGUCUGCCGGCCUGGUCCCCCAUGCUGACGGCCAACACGGUGCUGCCGUUCUUCUUCCUGCUGUCGGCCGUGUGUCUGCUGCUGGGAGUGUGGCUGCUGCUGACGGUGCAGAGCACGCAGGAGAGGAAGCUGGACUACACGGAGGCCGGGACCUGCGACCGCUGCUUUGAGAUGAGGAAGAACAUGAGCCUGGCCGGUGAGCCCUGCAGCUGCAGACUGGACUUCUCCAUCCACAAGACCUUCAAGGGAGACGUCUUCUUCUACUACGGCCUGCAGAACUUCCACCAGAACCUGCGGCGGUACAUGAACUCCAGAGACGACGCCCAGAUGGUUGGAAGGAUCAGCAAGCUGCAGAGCUCGGAUAUUUACUGUGCGCCGUUCACCAGGGACCCGAGUGGAGUGGCCAUCGCUCCCUGCGGCGCCGUGGCCAACAGCAUGUUCAACGACUCCUUCACCCUCCACUACCACGGGCCGGGCGGCCGGGUUCCGGUCCCGCUGCUGCGCAGAGGCCUGACCUGGUACACGGACAAGAACAUCAAGUACCGGAACCCGAGCCUGGAGAACCAGACGCUGGAACAGGUGUUCACAGGCACGUCGCCGCCUCCGUUCUGGCGGAAACCCGUGUACGAGCUGGACUCGCGCGACGCCACCAACAACGGCUUCAUCAACGACGACCUGAUCGUGUGGAUGCGGGAGGCGGCGUUCCCCAACUUCAAGAAGCUGUACGGGGUUUUACACCGGGCCAGCAAGCCGUUCUCCUCGGGGCUGCCGGCGGGGAACUACAGCGUGGAGAUUUCCUACAACUUCCCGGUCCAGUACUUCCGGGGCAGGAAGCACCUGGUUCUCACCACCCUCACCUGGUUCGGGGGGCAGAACCACUUCCUGCCCGUGGCCUAUCUGGUGACCAGCGGCCUGCUGAUGGUGACGGCCGCCGCGCUCACCGCCGUCUGGUGGAGGUUCGGACGGGACGGGAAGAACAUGGAGGAGUGAGAGAGAGGAGGAAAUCCGGGUGCUUGAAAUCCUUGGAAGUGCUUGAAUUUCAAUGUUGUGUUUUCAAGGCCUGAAAAGUGCUUGAAUGUUAGUUUAAGUGCUUGAAAGUGCUUGAAAUUAUAACUCUGUCUUUCACAAAAUUGGGAUCAGACUGUAUAGUUUAGUUAUUACAAGGAGAAAUAAAAUCAGUAAGAUGAAACAUAACUAGAUGUUUACAGCACGAUACAAUGUACAUAAUUGUGAUUAAAAAGCGGAAAAAAUAAUUGUGUAUAUAUAUUCCUGUAGAUAUUUU
Messenger RNA from Cololabis saira (Pacific saury), 1351 nucleotides. RefSeq names its product transmembrane protein 30C (gene cdc50c). The record is from RefSeq and is a predicted model, not a curated record. Gene Ontology annotation, cellular component: endoplasmic reticulum; Golgi apparatus; plasma membrane. Gene Ontology annotation, biological process: phospholipid translocation. The transcript has 7 exons. Lineage: Eukaryota; Metazoa; Chordata; Actinopteri; Beloniformes; Belonidae. Bases 1 to 1059 code for a protein of 352 amino acids.